GGGCCCCGAGGACACGGCGGUGCUGGCCCGCGAGCUGGUGGCCCGGCUGGACGAGCUGCGCGGGGACACGCCCGCCAUGGCGCAGGGCGGCACCCAGCUGCUCAUCGUGGACCGGGCCUUCGACUUGGUGACGCCGCUGCUGCACGAGCUGACGCUGCAGGCCAUGGCCUACGACGUGCUGGAGCUGCGCCACGACACCUUCCGGUACGAGACGUCGGGCGAGGGCCGGGAGCGGACGGUGCUGCUGGAUGAGGACGACGAGCUCUGGGUGCAGCUGCGGCACCUGCACAUCGCCGACGUGUCCCGGGAGGUGACAGAGCAGCUGAGGUCGUUCUGCGCCAGCAAGCGGCUCCACCCGGACAAGUUCGCCGCCCACCUGAGCCUGGCCGAGGGCUGCAUGGGGCGACUGCGGGGCGGCCUGGAGCGGCUCUGCGCCCUGGAGCAGGUGACACUGGGGACACUGGGGACACUGGGGGGCAUUGGGGGCAUUGGGGGGCAUGGGGACAUUGGGGACAUUGGAGGACAUUGA
Molecule: messenger RNA, 529 nt
Organism: Nothoprocta perdicaria
Lineage: Eukaryota; Metazoa; Chordata; Aves; Tinamiformes; Tinamidae
Product: syntaxin-binding protein 2-like
Exons: 5
Biological process (GO): vesicle-mediated transport; intracellular protein transport; neurotransmitter secretion
Cellular component (GO): secretory granule; plasma membrane
Molecular function (GO): syntaxin-3 binding
Source: RefSeq, a predicted model, not a curated record